Messenger RNA from Caenorhabditis auriculariae, 897 nucleotides. The record is from the annotation of a GenBank genome assembly. Lineage: Eukaryota; Metazoa; Nematoda; Chromadorea; Rhabditida; Rhabditidae.
AUGCUCGCCAGCACGUCCAAAACGCGGCAAACAAAAGAAGACAAGAAGAACGAACUGCAAUUGGCACUUCAAAGGGCGCGGGAAACUUAUGAGCAAGAAGUUGAGAGAAUCAAAAGGUUCUUAAUUCAAAAACAAGGAAUUAUGUUUAAAAAAGGUUUCUCUUCCAGGAAAUAUGCUGAAGAAGUAGAUGACGAAGAAGAGCCUGAGGAUUUUUCAGAGACCCCUGAGAAGGUGAAAAAGUCAAUAAUAUUUCAUGGAAGCGGCUGUAGCUUAUAGGAAGUUCAAAAUGACAAAUUUAUACAGCCGGAAUCACCUUCUGGUCAGCGAAACGGGAAUGAAAAAGAGGAAUUCCGACGGAAGUUGGUAUGUUUUAAACCAAAAUAUAUGAAACCGAAAUAAAAAAUUUUUCCAACUCAUCCUAAACCCAAAUGGCGCAGAACAAGUCUGCGCCUAAUAAAAAAGUGAAGGAUAGUUUCCGAAUAAGAUUAUACACUGAAAAAAGUUUCUUGCUUGCAAAGUUUCAUGAUCCUAUAAAAUACACAAAUUUCGAAAAAAGCGAACUUACUUUUUCCGAAGAACUAUUAAAAAAUGAACUAUGUUCUUUUUUAGGCAGUGAAACAAAAUGGAGAAGUCAAUUUGUUGGGUUUGGCCAUCAAUACCGUCUACAACAUAGAAACUGGCCUCGCUACCCCGUAUACUCAAGCUAAAGUUUGGAAAAAGAGCCAAUCUCUCAAGAUUGGUUUUAACUUUCAGAGCAAAAUCUCUGCGCUUCUGAGGAGAUCUGACAGAAUUGACGUUGACGAUUUGACCGCCCAAGCGGCUCUCCAUCACAAGUCGCCGAAAGAGACCCACUACCUCUACCUGGCCGGUGCAGCCAUAAUGGUUCAUUUCAACUGA